AUGUCUUUGGUGAAGGAGGUUGAGAAUUUGCCUUCAGAAGAGCGUCGUAAAAUAACUGAACUCAUAAAGGCUAAUGAAGGCCAAUCUGAAUCACAUAAUGGAUCUAAGCAGGAUUCUUCAACAUCUUGGAUGUAUGAGCAGCCAAAGCGUAGUGGGGAAGAUUUUCUUCUUGGAAAGGCCAUUAAGAGCCUGGAAGAACUCGCCGAAAUCAACCGAGACCAAGAGGAGGAAACUCCUACUCAACGUCUCACUCGUUUGGAUAUGGAAGCGAAAUUUCGCGAAGACCCUCUCAAUCGUAUGCGGCAGCACGAAAUGGAAAAACGUAGUGCUUUACUGCAAAAUACUGCAAGAAUGAAGAAGCUGCAGAAACUUAUUGAGAUGCAAAAUGCUGCUAAGCAGAAAGCAGAAAAACGCAAGGAAAAAAAACGUUCCAAAAAGGAGCACAGGAAGCAGAAACGUCGCGUCUCAGAUUCCUCCUCUUCUUCUUCUUCAUCAUCAGAUGAUGAAAUUUUGGAGAAGUUUAUCAGUCUCAUCUCGAAGGUGGAUGAAGUGAUGAACGAUGGCAAUGGCGGCUGCUCAGUUUCGGAAAAUUCUAAAUCGGAAAAGAGCGAUAGGAAAGAGAAAAAACACAAGCAUAAACAUAAACACCACCAUACCCAUCAUUCAUCGAAGAAGAGCAAGAAAUCUUCAGAAACCCCGAGAUCUUCAAAAGACAGCCAUCCGAAGUUGAUUUCUGGAGGACCAUUGCGUAGUUCAAAGGAGCGUGAUCGUUCGCGUCAUCGGUCUAAAUCAGUUUCCCCGAAAAGGUUUUCAGAUAGACCUCUCCCGCGUCGUGAUGACAGCGUUAGAGGUCCCUAUGGACGAAGGUAUACCAAGAGCCCUCCAAUGCGUAAUCGAUCGUCUCCACAUAGAAAAAGAUCUAGGUCGAGGUCACAAGAUUUUAGCAGGAACGUGACGAAAAAACGGACUCAAGAAGAGAUGGCAGCCUUGAGGGAACAAAUGGCAGCGGAUGCGAAAGAACGUGAGGCUGAACGAGUUAAACGAUUUGAACAGCAUCAGCAUGAAAAAGCGAAGGAGGAAAAUGAGGAAGGACAGUCAAGAGUUCGCGUUGGAGCCUCUUUUCUGCGAGGACUGACUCUGAAACAUGUUGCCUCGACCUCAGUGGAAGAGGUUGUUCAGAGACACGCUAAUAAGAGACAGAGAGGAGGCAUGGAUCAGAACUUUUUGAGGAGAUAA
This is a messenger RNA of Rodentolepis nana, 1236 nucleotides long. Lineage: Eukaryota; Metazoa; Platyhelminthes; Cestoda; Cyclophyllidea; Hymenolepididae. The record is from the annotation of a GenBank genome assembly.